UAGUUACAUGGAUCUUUAAAUCGAGAGAACAUACACCCAUUUUUCUAUGAAAAAUCUGCGCCUUCUUAAUUUAGCAACAGGAUGAGUCAAUUUAGGAAUCCGUUGCCAUGAAUAGACGGGAAAGACUAAAAAUAGAACAGAGGAACAAUGGCUAUACACUGAUCGAGGCGACUUCAUGAUAAACAAGAGAUUUCGGGAAGAGGAAGUGUUUAAGACUAUUCUAUUCCGAGAGGACAGAACAGAGAAUGAAACAAAAACGGAGAAAAAUUGAAUUAUUUAACCAUCGUUCGCUCUGUAAUACUUAGUAAUCAAAACGAACAGUUAGAAAUGAAAGACAAUGGCGAGUUUGAUUAGCCAAGGUGUCGGGUGAGACAGAAGGGGGAAGGGACGGAGAGCUGUUCGGAAUACCGGGACCCAAUGAUCCAAACGAAGCAUUCCCAGGCGAUCCGUGAUCGGUAGAUUUAUUGGAAAACUAAUCCGCAGUAGAAAGAGCCGUGCUAGGUUCGUCGGCAGCAGUCAAACGGCGGACGACGGGGAGAGCGAACGAUGUCAGUGGAAGCCAAUUCCUCGCUCACCAAACAGGAAAAUGAUUCCAAGUUAUCCAGGGAUCCCACGGACAUUUUUAAAAUUGCUUCCACAACGACGUUUUUGUUUUUCAUUUUCAUUGCCAGCAUUGCGGGAAAUUUGCUAGUGUUCAUAGUCUUUUCCAAAAGGCCGGCUUUAUUAACGAUAUCAAAUCGAUUCAUUUUGAAUUUAUCCGUUUGUAGUUCAUUGAACACUUUACUUGUCAUGCCGUUUAUGUUCGGUUCCUUGAUCGCCGAGGACUGGAUUUUCGGAGGCAUUUGGUGUCAAGUGACAGGGUUUCUGAUGAACGCCAUUUUCGCCGCCAGUACAUUGACCCUGGUCGCGAUAUCUUUAGACAGGUACUGUGCUGUAGUUACCCCGCUACAUUAUCAGAUGAGGAUCACAAAGCGGAGAUCUGCUCUGAUGAUAGCAGCCGUGUGGCUCCUGGCAGUCUUAGUUUCACUGCCCCCACUGUUUGGCUGGAAUCGCUUCCGCUACCAGAAGGACAAGGGUACCUGCACGGUGCUCUGGUCCAGCCGAAUUAAAGAUGAAAGGUACUACACGUAUUCGCUAGUCAUUCUGACUUUCUUUUUACCGCUGUGUGUUAUUUUGUGGGCAUAUCGUGUCAUCUUCAAAGCGGCACAAAACAAUAGCGAGAGAACAAGAAGAAACAGUGUGAUUCCUAAUAACCAGAUUGACGACAACUGUUCCACUCAAACCCCGCUUAGGUUUGAGCGGAGACGGAGCAGCACCGCCCCGAUCCUCCACCGCCGCUUGAGCACCACGAGCAGUCGAGCGGGUCCACUGCUGUGGCACAGGGACGAGUGGAAAACGGCCAUUGCUAGUCUUUUAGUGGUGUCUACUUUCAUUAUUUGUUGGCUGCCAUAUUUCAUCAUCAUUAUUUUAGAGACAGUUUUAGAAAAUUCUCAAGACAUUCCACCUGUGCUGGAAACGGUGUCCAUUUUGUUGGCCAUGAUGAGCUGCGCUUGUAAUCCAUUGGUAUACGUGUUCAGGAGCAAGCUUACGCGGCAGGAACUCAAAAUAUUGAUGAAGAUACAGAGUCGAGAAAGCAUCAACAUGUCCUUGUCAAGAAGAGGGAGUGAGUCUGUAUUUUCUAGAGAAGGUAUUGUGCAUCAGAGUAGCACUGAAUCGGACACAGUACCAUUCGAGAAACCUCUGCAUUCAUCAUCGACUUCAACCACCUUGACCUCACUGGUGUACAAUCCGAACGCCGUGACCCAGAGGUCCUGACAAAGGCGCCCCCUGGUGUCUCAAUCCUCAGUUUAAAUAGGGCGGAGAUUCGAUGUGUUUUGUGAAGCAUUCCAUGCCACUCUUCCAAAUUGAUAUUGUUAUCAAAAUAUUAUUGUAAUAUUUGACUGGUUUGUUUAAAUAUUAUUGACGUAAUAUUUGAUUGUUUUGUUUUCCCAGUUUUGAUGUCGUAUUUCAUGUCUUAUAAUUUCAAAGCAUUUUAUUGUUAUUGACUGUUUGGAAUCAAGCGACACCUUGCGACAAGAAUUAACCAAGACAUCGAUGCAUUUGGAAGUGGGUUCAACUAAAUACCUCAUACGUCCUGUAUGCUGGCCGACCAGGGUACGGGGCAUCUCUAAAAUCCCAUUUUGUCAUUGUAAUCAACAACUCAUUGUUUUCUUCAUAAUUGUCUGGCGCACCUAAGCUACUGAACCCUCAGCAAGGAACUUACACAGUUUGUCCUUUGUAUUUUUCUUUUCAAAUAUUUAUAAAGUUUACAAUAAGUCUACUAGGUAAACUUUGGGAUUUAGUUUUUGUCAGAUGUUUUCAGUAUUAAAAUCAAAAUAAUAUAUAUUUAUUCGUUUACAAAUAUUUUUAUUUGAAACAAAAAACAAGUUGGUGUCUUUUUUUAUUUCGAAUAUUUUUUGUUGUUGAAAUUUUGUAAUGUUGUUGAACGUAUUGGAUUCGUUAUAUAGAGAUGCAAUAUUGCACAUUAUAUAAUAAGUUUAUCGUGGUUAUGUGUUGUUACACGUUUGUGUUAUGUUGAUUUAUGUAUGUAUAUAUUUAUCUGUUUAUGUAUAUUUUAAAAUUAAUUCAGCAUAUCACAGCCAUAAAAUGGUUCUUUUUUCAUGCGGUAUCGUAUGUAUUUAAUUAUAUGAAAAAUCCUUUUUAAAGAUGAAAUAUGGUUAUAUUUUAUUAAUUGAUAUUAUGUGUUUAAUCAUUUGACGAUGCCAUUUGCUCUGUGUUUAUUUCCCGCGUCAAUCUGUUGUUGUUUGUUUUUGUUGUUUAUUCUGUUUGUUGUUAGAUGUCCCGGUUAAUAUUGUUAAUAAUUAUAAAUCAGUCUUUACUGGUAUUAGCUUGUUGAAUUGUCGGCUGGAUAUUGCCGUCUUUUCCUGUAGUUAUAUUCACCUAUAUGUGAUGCUGAAUAGCUCUUUGGAACAUACUUGUUACGCAUAUGGUCUUGCGUGCCUACAGUAAAACUUACACACAGAAAUGUAGCGCAUUUUGGUAUCACAAAUCGAUAGGUAUCGAUUUUUGGUCAUUAAUUACGUUUGGUAUGUAAUUU
This is a messenger RNA of Magallana angulata, 3097 nucleotides long. Its product is annotated as G-protein coupled receptor 161-like. Gene Ontology annotation, molecular function: G protein-coupled receptor activity. Gene Ontology annotation, biological process: G protein-coupled receptor signaling pathway. The coding region runs from base 547 to 1815 and encodes 422 amino acids. NCBI's taxonomy places the organism in Eukaryota, Metazoa, Mollusca, Bivalvia, Ostreida, Ostreidae. Gene Ontology annotation, cellular component: membrane. The record is from RefSeq and is a predicted model, not a curated record. The transcript is spliced from 2 exons.